AUGGAGUAUGAAUCAGAGACGUCCUCCGAAAGCAUUUCGUCAAAUAACCAUGAUACCCCACCACCAACCCUAACCGAUCCCCCCUCCGCCAGCGGCGGCGAAUGGCGCCCUUGUCAACAAUACGUUCCCUACAGACGAGAACGCGAUACAAAUACUGCUCCUGAUCCCGCUCUUACAAAGCCAUUGAAAGCAGCCGACCCCGCGACCCUGCCAGGAGGCAAAAAGUCUCUUGCCGGCGUAUCUAUCCGCUCGUUCAUUCUAGGGCAGGUUUUCGGUUUCUCCCUCCUCCUAACCUUCCUUCUGUUGAAGCUGUCGAAUCCGCUCUGGCGCGCUCCGUUUUUCCUCACGACUCUCAGCCUCUUCCAUUUUCUCGAAUACUAUCUCACAGCUCAAUAUAAUACCCCCUAUGCGUCGAUAUCUGCCUUUCUGCUCUCCUCGAACGGAGCGGCGUAUAAUCUUGCACAUACCUCUGCGUUGGCUGAGUGUUUGCUAAGUCGCCUGUUUUUGCCUGUAAGAUAUAUUAGAUGGACAUCUAUGGCGUUCGGGGGGAUUAAGGUGCAAAUUGGUCUGGGAUUAAUUUUCAUGGUUGUCGGACAAAUUGUCAGGUCGUUAGCAAUGCGACAAGCUGGGACAAAUUUCACACAUACGAUUCAAUCCCGGCGAAGGGAAGGGCAUACGUUGGUUAAAGAGGGCAUUUACAGCAUCCUCCGUCACCCGAGUUACUUUGGCUUUUUCUGGUGGGGCCUAGGGACUCAGCUUGUUCUGGGAAACGUUGUUUGCUUCUUCAGCUAUGCCAUUGUGCUUUGGCAGUUCUUUUCAUUCCGUAUAAAGAGAGAGGAGAAGCUGCUGGUUGGCUUUUUUGGUAAGGAGUACAUCGACUACCGACAAAAAACACGGGUUGGAAUUCCCUUCAUUUCGUGA
Molecule: messenger RNA, 921 nt
Organism: Paracoccidioides lutzii Pb01
Product: prenyl cysteine carboxyl methyltransferase Ste14
Exons: 2
Coding region: 1-921 (306 amino acids)
Biological process (GO): C-terminal protein methylation
Cellular component (GO): membrane; endoplasmic reticulum
Molecular function (GO): protein C-terminal S-isoprenylcysteine carboxyl O-methyltransferase activity
Source: RefSeq, a predicted model, not a curated record